AUGGACCACUCCUACAGUGGCUCCGGGCGAAGGCCCCCUCACAUAACAGUCAAUUCGGGCAGUGGUGGAGAUCUACUCAAUUCAUCUACUAGCUCUCCUUCUACUGCGGGAACUCCUGGUCAAUCGAGGCAGUUGAUCCCGCCGCCGCGACCACCGACUUCAGGCUCGCAACAGUCACGCAUGGCUGCCCCUCAAGUAUAUGGCUCACCCGAUGUAGCUCAGUCAAAUGAAAUGCUACUUCCUCCUUCGAGAUCACGGCCUUCAGCGAAUAAUCAAUCAUCAUCAUACUCCGACUAUCCCUUACCUUCUCCCUCAGUAUCAGGGUUUUCAUCACGCAGAACAAGUUGGAGCUCAGAGGCGGGAAGUCGAGACAGUCGAGCAGGACCAUUUGGCUCACCUUUUGAUGACUCGAGAGCUUCUUCGAGAGCCGGCGACAGCGAUGAUGAGAAUAUCAAUACACAAACUGUUUCCGAAAAAUAUAACAUCAUGCCAUCUGCAGGAUUAUUACUUUUCCCAGAAGAUGUUGAGAAAGAUGAUUACCUUCACAACCCGGAUCCAAGUGAUAAAGAUAUGGAUAAGUGCGAUAUAUGGAAUCGGAGAGGUCUUACGAAUGUUGGAGGAUUGAUCUUCAUCGUCUUGGGCGUACUAGCCUUGUUCGUAGCAUAUCCAGUUGUUACAUUCGUGAAAGACAAAAUCGAUCCUACUCAUGGUGCUUGUGCAGCAGCCGCAGAUUGUUUAUCAGAUAAAAUUUCCCUUCUUAAGAACGUGAGAACGGGUCUCAUAGAUCCGGACACUCCAGACUCCGUCAAGAGCAAGACCGCUCAUGAUGGCACCAAAUUGAAGCUUGUGUUUUCUGACGAAUUCAAUACCGAUGGACGAACUUUCUACGAUGGCGAUGACCCAUUCUUUCAAGCCGUGGAUAUUUGGUAUGGUGCUACUCAGGAUUUGGAAUGGUACGAUCCCGAUGCUGUAACGACUGGAAACGGCACUCUGAACAUCAAAUUCGACGCUUUCCAAAGUCACAACUUAAAUUAUCGCUCUGGGAUGGUCCAAUCAUGGAAUAAGUUGUGCUUUAAGGGUGGUCGUGUGGAAGCUAGUAUUUCAUUACCUGGCCGAGGAGAUUGGCCCGGUUUCUGGCCCGGUUUCUGGAGUAUGGGCAAUUUGGGACGACCCGGUUACCUAGCUACCACAGAGGGAAUGUGGCCCUACAGUUAUUGGGAUAAAUGCGAUUACGGAAUUACGGCAAAUCAAAGUUCACCGGAUGGUAUCAAUUGGUUACCCGGUAUGAAGCUGCCAGCUUGUACGUGUAAGGGCGAAACGCAUCCUUCAAGCGGCAAUUCUCGAUCAGCACCCGAAAUUGAUGGAAUAGAAGCCAGUAUUGCAUUCAUGACGGAGAACUGGGGAACGGCUACAGGUUCCGCAUCUCAAUCUUACCAGAUUGCCCCAUUCGACAUAUUCUACAUGCCCGAUUACAACUAUGUUGAGGUUUAUGACAACGAACAGACUUCUGUGAACGCCUACCGAGGUGGGAAUUAUCAACAAGCUAUGUCUUCAGUGACUUGGCUCAACAAUGAUUGGUAUGAUGGCAACGGAUAUCAAACGUAUGGAUUUGAAUAUACUCCUGGAUCCGAGGGACAGGUGACAUGGUUCGUUGGUGAUCAGUACACUUGGAAAAUGGACGCCCGUGCAUUGAGACCAAACGGAAACGUUGGCCAACGAACGAUGCCGGAGGAGCCUAUGGCUCUUAUCAUGAACUUGGGAAUGGGUACCAGUUUCUCCCAAGUUAUGAUGCCUAAUUUGAACACUCUAUUCCCCGCUACCAUGCGUUUUGAUUACAUCCGGAUAUAUCAAGAAGAAGGAUCCGAAUCGAUCACUUGUGACCCUGAUGGAUACCCAACCACCGAAUACAUCGAAAAGUUCCCGAAGGCAUAUAAAAAUCAAAACCAUACGUCUUGGUCAGACGCUGGCUACACGUGGCCUACAAAUUCUUUUGUCGACACUUGCUAA
Molecule: messenger RNA, 2007 nt
Organism: Botrytis fragariae
Lineage: Eukaryota; Fungi; Ascomycota; Leotiomycetes; Helotiales; Sclerotiniaceae
Product: putative beta- glucan synthetase protein
Exons: 4
Coding region: 1-2007 (668 amino acids)
Biological process (GO): (1->6)-beta-D-glucan biosynthetic process; fungal-type cell wall organization
Cellular component (GO): endoplasmic reticulum membrane; plasma membrane
Molecular function (GO): glucosidase activity
Source: RefSeq, a predicted model, not a curated record